AUGAUCCAAAAACCGACCGAUCAUUCGUCAAGCACCGACCCUCAAAAUGGGGCCGCCAGCAAGGCGGCCUCCCCUUCGGCCACCUGGUCCCGGUUCAAGGACCCGCGAGUCGUGCGCGUGUCGAGAGCUAUAGGUGGGAAGGACCGUCACAGCAAGGUCUGCACCGUGCGCGGCCUUCGCGACAGGCGGGUGAGGCUAUCGGUCCCCACCGCCAUCCAGCUGUACGACCUUCAAGAACGGCUCGGGCUCAACCAGCCGAGCAAGGUGGUCGAUUGGCUGCUCGACGCCGCUAAGCACGAGAUCGACGAGCUUCCCCCUCUCCAAAUCCCGCCAGGGAUGAUGACGAUGAAUAAUUAUAACCCUACCGAUUUCCAACAAAUUCCGAACUUUCACGAGUCCAAACGCGGCCUUAAGGUCGAAGGAAAAUUGAACGACGAUGACAAAAUCAUGAGGCUCGACGAUGAAAACGAUAAUAAUAAUAAUACAUACAAUUCGAUGUUUCGACUCGAUGCUUCGGGUUUGACGCCGAGAGCCGGUCACUUGACCAGUCAACACGACGAUAGUUGGCAUAACUUUGGAUUGUUGCCGUUUCACGUGCCUUCUCAUCAUCAAUUUUUGGCGUACCAUCAACCGGCCGGGACUAUGAGCACGCAACCGUAUUUUCCUUCGGGAGUUGGUGUUGUGAAUGGCGAUUUUAAUGAUCCAAAAGAAGUGAACUAUCAUCAUGGUUCGAAUUUGCCGACCGUUGACUCGAGCUCGACUAGUCAACCCUCCGUGAGGUUGCUUAACUUCAACAUGACUGCGAAUCUACUCUCUUCGCACAACGAAAAUGAUGGGAGCCGAUGA
This is a messenger RNA of Striga hermonthica, 846 nucleotides long. NCBI's taxonomy places the organism in Eukaryota, Viridiplantae, Streptophyta, Magnoliopsida, Lamiales, Orobanchaceae. The record is from the annotation of a GenBank genome assembly.